Molecule: messenger RNA, 270 nt
Organism: Naegleria lovaniensis
Lineage: Eukaryota; Heterolobosea; Eutetramitea; Acrasida; Naegleriidae
Exons: 1
Coding region: 1-270 (89 amino acids)
Source: RefSeq, a predicted model, not a curated record
AUGUUGGACUUUCAAAACUAUAGAAACCAAACUGGAUUUAUUACUGGUACCAGUUAUGUACCAACCAAGGUGAAUAACAACUUGUUUGUUGCAGGUGGAUCAUCCGGUGCUUCAAACAAGAUGGUGAGACCCGUAGUGUGUCCUUGCAAGUCAUCAUCGGGGGUGGAAGUUGGAAAGCUGUUGGAUAUGGCUCUCUUGAAACGACAAAACCUAAUGAUGAACAAGCAAACCACCAUAACAUCUGCAACAACAACUUCGACUCAAUUCUAA